Molecule: messenger RNA, 2088 nt
Organism: Rhinolophus ferrumequinum (greater horseshoe bat)
Lineage: Eukaryota; Metazoa; Chordata; Mammalia; Chiroptera; Rhinolophidae
Gene: TMEM39B
Product: transmembrane protein 39B
Exons: 9
Coding region: 872-1969 (365 amino acids)
Cellular component (GO): membrane
Source: RefSeq, a predicted model, not a curated record
CUUUAUGUGGGUGCAGAGCUUCUAAAGAGAGGAGAGUAGGUGUGGGCAGAGCUUUUGGGCUGAGGGUUCUUGUGUGGGAUUUUCUAAGCCAAGUGUAAUAGAGUAUGAACAGAGCCUCUGGGCUGGGGGCUGGUUGGGGGCAGAGUUCCUGGACAGGUAUUUGUGGAGAUGUGUGGGAAAAGCUACCAAGCUGAGGAUCUAGGGCAAAGGGGGUGUGUGUUGCUCUGUGGGAGUAUGAACGAGGCUAUAACCGUGACUAGGACUGGGCUGGUGCUUAGCUUUGUGCAGGGCGAUGCCUGGGAACUUGGACUAGACUACUAAGCCGAGGGGAAUAGAUUGUGGGUCCCAGUUCUGGGUCCACAACCACAGCAUUUGCCCAACGCCUGGAUCCUUGACGGUGUGCUGGGGCCCUGGGUCCUAACCAGAGACACCAGGAGGCCCAUUGAGCUGGAUCUCGGACCCUGGAGGAAAAAGCUACAAGGGUGCCCACAGCUGAGGACGAAGAGGUCCCAACAGGACAUCAUACUGUCGAAAUCCACUCUGUGAGCCAGGAUCCUCAGGGGGCUCUGGUGGGGGCCACACUUCCAGCGCAUCGGUCACCAGUGUCCGUUCUCGCACCAGGAGCAGUCCUGGGACGGGCCUCUCCAGCCCCCCGCUGGCCACCCAGACGGUCGUACCCCUACAGCACUGCAAGAUCCCCGAGCUGCCAGUCCAGGCCAGCAUUCUGUUUGAAUUGCAGCUCUUCUUCUGCCAGCUCAUAGCCCUCUUCGUUCACUACAUCAACAUCUACAAGACAGUGUGGUGGUACCCGCCCUCCCACCCGCCCUCCCACACCUCCCUGAAUUUCCACCUGAUCGACUUCAACUUGCUGAUGGUGACCACCAUCGUUCUGGGCCGCCGCUUCAUUGGGUCCAUCGUGAAGGAGGCUUCUCAGAGGGGGAAGGUCUCCCUCUUUCGCUCCAUCCUGCUGUUCCUCACCCGCUUCACCGUUCUCACGGCAACAGGCUGGAGUCUGUGCCGCUCCCUCAUCCACCUCUUCAGGACCUACUCCUUCCUGAACCUCCUGUUCCUCUGUUAUCCGUUUGGGAUGUACAUUCCUUUCCUGCAUCUGAACUGUGACUUCCGCAAGACAAACCUCUUCAGCCACAUGGCUUCCAUGGGUCCCCGGGAGGCUGUCAGCGGUCUGGCACGGAGCCGGGACUACCUGCUGACGUUGCGGGAGACAUGGAAGCAGCACACGCGACAGCUGUAUGGCCCAGACGCCAUGCCCACCCAUGCCUGCUGUCUGUCACCCAGCCUCAUCCGCAGCGAGGUGGAGUUCCUCAAGAUGGACUUCAACUGGCGCAUGAAAGAAGUGCUGGUCAGCUCCAUGCUGAGUGCCUAUUAUGUAGCCUUUGUGCCUGUCUGGUUUGUGAAGAACACACAUUACUAUGACAAACGCUGGUCCUGCGAGCUCUUCCUGCUGGUGUCCAUCAGCACCUCAGUGAUCCUCAUGCAGCACCUGCUGCCUGCCAGCUACUGCGAUCUACUGCACAAGGCCGCUGCCCACCUGGGCUGCUGGCAGAAGGUGGACCCGGCACUGUGCUCCAACGUGCUACAGCACCCGUGGACUGAAGAAUGCAUGUGGCCACAGGGCGUGCUGGUGAAGCACAGCAAGAAUGUCUACAAAGCAGUGGGCCACUACAACGUGGCCAUCCCCUCCGAUGUCUCCCACUUCCGGUUCCACUUCUUUUUCAGCAAACCCCUGCGGAUCCUUAACAUCCUGCUGCUGCUGGAGGGCGCUGUCAUUGUCUACCAGCUGUACUCCUUAAUGUCGUCUGAAAAGUGGUACCAGACCAUCUCGCUGGCACUCAUUCUCUUCAGCAACUACUAUGCCUUCUUCAAACUGCUGCGGGACCGCCUGGUAUUGGGCAAGGCUUACUCGUACUCGGCCAGCCCGCAGAGGGACCUGGACCACCGGUUCUCCUGAGCCCUGGGGCGACCCUGGGGACAACAUCCAGGCUGCAGCCGGGAGUUCCUGGGGAAGGGGCUGUUGGGGAGGGUUGAGUGAGGGGCAAAAACAAAACAAAAAAAGACAAAAAAAAUCCA